Candidozyma duobushaemuli is the source of this 4197-nucleotide messenger RNA. Its product is annotated as putative acid anhydride hydrolase. The record is from RefSeq and is a predicted model, not a curated record. Gene Ontology annotation, molecular function: ATPase-coupled monoatomic cation transmembrane transporter activity; ATP hydrolysis activity; ATP binding. Gene Ontology annotation, biological process: intracellular calcium ion homeostasis. The coding region runs from base 1 to 4197 and encodes 1398 amino acids. NCBI's taxonomy places the organism in Eukaryota, Fungi, Ascomycota, Pichiomycetes, Serinales, Metschnikowiaceae. Gene Ontology annotation, cellular component: membrane. The transcript has a single exon.
AUGACAAGGGACUCGUUCAGCUCUAGCCGCAGGCGUCCUUCGUUCGGAAGAAGGAGGUCCCGUCAGGGCAGUGUACUGUCCACGGAAUCCUCAGCCUUGCUAGAGGAGAACAACCAUGAGAUGUUCUCUGGUGCUACCAGUGAGAACAUUCCAUCGUCAAUUUCGUCGAUGCACUUUGCGCAUCGCUUUGGAGGUCGUCGUACUUCUUUGGCUCCAGAUGUGCUGAGAGAGACCUCCCCUUUGUUAGCAGGUCGUGAUCAGAUGCGGCAGUCUACAGACACAGACUUGCGUUCGGUGACUUCUGUGUUUACGGCAGACUCUACAGACACCCAAGGCGUCAAUUUUAGAUUUUUUUCGCCGGACCAGAUUGAGUCUGCUCCAGGAGGAUCAACCCUUGAGAACCCUGAUGAUCCAAUCGACUACAACACAAAUUGGGAAUACUCUAUGGAUAAAUAUCCCGAAGAUGAUGAAAGUGAAGCAGGCUCCAAGAGACCGCUGUUUUCCAGAUCACGUCGCUCUGCAUUGUCCACUCACUUCUUCGACCAAGCUGGCGCCUCGCAAGCUUUUGGCGACGGUGGAAGAAGACCCCGAUCAUUAGAACAGCGUCCACACCAUGAAUCUGAUAACGACAGUAGCUACGGCUCCUUUAUUGAAGACCGCUAUCGCCGCAGAAGUUCUGUUUCUAGUGGACGAAGCCGUUCCAUGGACGAGCUGACAUCCGACCACCUGGAUGCCGAGACUCAAGCAUACUUUGAAGAGUUCAACCCUAGAGCAAAAUACCAGCGUUACUAUCUUGCAGAGGAGGACAUUGUCAUUGGUAUCGCGGGUUACGUUGACUGCUGGUGGAAGCAAGUGAUAUACUACUUCAUUUGUAUUUUCACGUUUGGUAUUGGCUUCCUUUUACUCCGCUGGUUCCCUCGCUAUAGAAUCAACCUCCUUGGAAACCAGCGUCCUCUCGGAAAAGCCGACUGGUGCGUUAUAGAGAAUGAGUUUGGUGAGCUUACAAUCGUUGAAGUUUCCAAAAUGCGCCUCAAUGAGCGUCUCUCACAUUUCUUGACUGUGAAUCAGUCGUCCGGAGAUGAAGAGGAACAUGAUUUUGCCGAAAUCAGCAAGGAGGCCAAUCCUGUUAUACCUUUCGUUCUGUCGUUCGAAUACCGUUAUAUCAAGUUUUUUUACAACCCAGUGGACGAUAUUUACAAGACCAACUCCAAUUGGUACGACAUUCAUUGGCUCAACAUCAAAAAUUUACGUGAAGGUUGUUCCCAGCAGCUUUACGAACAAAGGACGGAAAUCUUUGGGGAUAAUAGUAUUCAAAUCCAAGAAAAAAGUAUUGGACAAUUGCUUCUCGAUGAAGUUCUUCACCCAUUUUACGUUUUUCAGGUCUUCUCCAUCAUUUUGUGGUGUGCAGAUGAAUACUUUUACUACGCUUCUUGCAUUUUCAUCAUCUCGUUUAUUUCGAUUAUCAACUCUUUGAUUGAAACAAAAGCAACCAUUAGCCGUCUUCAACAAAUCAGUCAGUUCUCUUGUGAAGUGAGAGUUUGGAGGAACGGCUUUUGGAAUAAAAUCGACUCCAAUGAUUUGGUACCUGGUGAUGUAUUUGAAGUUGACCCUUCAUUGACCUUCCUUCCGUGUGACGCUCUUCUCAUCAACGGUGAAUGUGUGGUAAACGAAUCCAUGCUUACCGGUGAGAGUGUGCCGGUUACCAAGUCGGUUGCUUCCUCUGAAACAGUACAGUACUUGGUGGAAAGUUUCACCCACUCAGUUUUGGCAAGAUCAUAUCUUUACAGCGGAACUAAGCUUCUCAAGACCAAAUCCCUGAAUGAUGAGCCUGCUCUUGGUAUGGCAUUGAAAACCGGCUUUAACACUACCAAGGGCUCUCUUGUUAGAUCCAUGUUGUUCCCUAAACCAACUGGCUUUAAAUUGUACGAGGAUGCAUUCAAGUACAUUGGUUUCAUGACAUUGAUUGCAUGUAUUGGGUUCAUCUACUCCACCUACAAUUUUAUCCAAUUGGGUCUCUCGAAACGAAUUAUGAUUUUGAGAGCACUCGACAUCAUCACCAUUGUCGUGCCUCCUGCCCUUCCUGCUACCUUGACAAUCGGCACAACAUUUGCAAUUAACCGUCUCAAGAGCAAACUGAUCUACUGCACUGCCCCAACUAGAGUCAAUAUUGGUGGAAAGCUUGAUGUGGUUUGUUUUGAUAAAACAGGAACACUUACCGAGGACGGGUUGGAUGUGUUGGGCGUACAUGCCACAAAGAACGCCGAGGGCAGAAAGGAGAUCAUUUUCGAAGAAAUAAUCGACAAUGUGGGAACACUUGUUGAGAGAGGAAAGCAAUCAACGCAAUAUGAUGUUCAAAGUGGCCACUUUCUUCUCGGCUGUAUGGCCUCUUGCCACUCGCUUCGUCUUAUCGACAAUGAACUUAUCGGAGAUCCUCUUGACAUGAAGAUGUUUGAAUUCACCAAUUGGGGGUACACGGAAGAGUUCGAGGGAACCUCAAUGCCAGUUGUGUAUGAGAGUGCUGGCUCUGAAGCGUUUGGAUACAAAAUUCUCAAGGAGUUCGAGUUCAUUGCUGCUCUCAGAAGAAUGUCGGUGGUGGUGGAAAAGAACAACGCCCAGCUGGUCUUCGUCAAAGGUGCUCCUGAAGUGAUGUUUGAUAUUUGUGAUCCUACUACCAUUCCAGCUGACUACGAGGAUUUGCUUCACGGAUACACUCACAGUGGUUUAAGAGUUAUUGCAUGUGCUCACAAGGCGUUGGGCAAGAACGAGGAUCAUCUGAGCAUCACCAGGGAAGACGCCGAGUCCAACCUCGAAUUCGGCGGCUUCAUUAUCUUUGAGAACAAGUUGAAACCAACGACCAAGACCACCUUGAACGAGUUGAAGGAAGCAUCGAUCAGAACCAUCAUGUGCACUGGUGACAAUGUCUUAACGGCAGUAAGUGUGGGGCGUGAGUGUGAGCUUAUUGAUCCAUCUGUAUCGCAAGUAUAUGUUGCAAGAGUCGCCAGCGAUGAGGAAUUCGAAAGCACUGGGUCGACCGGGCUUAUUUGGGAAGAUAUUCACGACUCCUCACACAAGCUUGACCCUGUUACUUUGCAACGCAUCAGCACCGACAUCAGAGACGAUGUUCACGAGUACGUGCUUGCACUCACAGGUGACAUUUUCCGGUAUGUUUUGGUGGAAUUGCAGAAUGACCGGUUGAAGGAGACUAUCUUGAUGAAGUGUGAUAUUUUUGCACGUAUGUCGCCUGACGAGAAGCACGAGUUGGUUGAACAGCUUAAGAAGAUUGACUAUACCGUCGGUUUCUGCGGUGAUGGUGCCAACGACUGCGGAGCUCUUAAGGCAGCUGAUGUGGGAAUUUCGUUGAGUGAAGCCGAGGCUUCCGUGGCAGCUCCAUUCACAUCGAGAGUGUUUGAAAUUUCGUGUGUGCCAGAUGUUAUCAAAGAAGGCCGGUCGUCGUUGGUGACGAGUUUUGCUUGCUUCAAGUACAUGUCGUUGUAUUCGGCCAUUCAGUUCAUCACCGUGUCGAUCUUGUACAAGAUGGGCACGAACUUGGGCGAUUUCCAGUUUUUAUACAUUGACUUGUUUUUGAUUUUGCCGUUGGCGAUUUUCAUGUCGUGGUCGAAGCCCUUUGGGCGUCUUUCCGUACGCAAGCCUACGGCGAAUUUGGUGAGUCCAAAAGUGUUGAUGCCGCUCAUUUGUCACAUUGGGGUGAUCUUCAUUUUCCAAGUCAGCAUCUGGCGUUCAGUCAAAAAAGAGCCUUGGUACGUGAAGCCCGUGCCUUCCAACGACGACGAAAACGUCAAGUCGUCCGACAACACUGUGCUUUUCUUGUUUACGAAUUUCCAGUACAUUCUCAACUCAAUGGUGCUCAGCUCGGGACCUCCAUACCGGGAGCUGGUGUACAAGAACCGGCCGUUUUUAGCCAACCUCGUUGCAGCACUAAGCCUCCUGUUGUUCCUCUUCACGAUUGAAGAGGAUUCGUGGGGAGGGCGCUUGAUGCAGUUGACCAACAUGCUGGGCACCGCCUACCUACGGAUUGUGGUGUAUGCGGCAUUGAACUACGUGCUUAUGAAAUAUGGCGAGGAGCGGUGGUUCCAAAAAGUGGCUUGGACAUACAAGAGGGUGUUCCGGCGGAGCCUGCUUGGCAUGUCGAAAAAGCGGUACAAAAACCUCAAAGUCGAGUUCGUGCGGGUGGUUUAA